AUGCUCUUCAUAACGACUCGUACUUCCGAAAAGAGCGCUGGAACUUCACUAGUGGGAAUGAUCGGGGUUGACAAAGGAGUUGACGAACAGAAAAGGUUUCAGUGGAACAUCUUUGUGAUUUCCAUCUCACAACAAGAAGAGGUGCGGAUCCCGUCUUCUGCGGAUCGCUCAGCAAGGCUGCUAGCCGAAUAUUAUAAUCGCAGAGGUCCAUGCGGCACUUCGUUAGAAUCGUUCUUCUUUGCGUUGCUUCCAGAACCUUUUACUGCCCGUAUUUCGAAAAAAUCCUUCUGCAACACUUUUCUGCAGCUAGUGUUUGCUAUUCUUGUCUAUUUCUUGUCUAUUCUUUUCUCUGCAACAGCCUACAUCAGCAUACCACAAUACAUCCGCCAAAUUCAUCCCACGUUCGAAAAGUAUUACGAACACCGUUUCCCAUACAUACUGUUUUAUCCACCUUCCACACUUGUCAGCUCGGAAACGACCUAUCUCAUUACUUUGAGGAAAGGUGAUGGUCCUAUAUGGGGCAACCCGGUUCACUAG
Necator americanus (New World hookworm) is the source of this 537-nucleotide messenger RNA. RefSeq lists its product as uncharacterized. Bases 1 to 537 code for a protein of 178 amino acids. The record is from RefSeq and is a predicted model, not a curated record. NCBI's taxonomy places the organism in Eukaryota, Metazoa, Nematoda, Chromadorea, Rhabditida, Ancylostomatidae. The transcript has a single exon.